CUCCCCUCUCCCCCUCCCCUCUCUCUCCCCCCCUGUCCCGGGCGGGCGGGCUGGCUGUGCAGUGUGUGUGUGUAUGAAUGAUCAUGGCGGCAGAGUUGACACUGCCCGCUGAGCUGCCCAGCAGUCCACUGGCCAUCGAGUACGUGAACGACUUUGACCUGAUGAAGUUCGAGGUGAAGAAGGAGCCGGGCGAGGCGGAGCGUUACUGCCAACGCCUGAACCCUGCCGGCUCCUUGUCUUCCACCCCCAUCAGUACCCCGUGUAGCUCGGUGCCGUCGUCUCCCAGCCUAUGUGCAGCCAGCCCGGGCAGCGCCUGCAGUGCCAAGACUCAGCAGCUUGAAGAUCUGUACUGGAUCACCAACUACCCCCAACAUCUCAACCCCGAGGCGCUCAGCCUCACCCCCGAGGACGCGGUGGAAGCGCUGAUCGGCAGCUCGCAGUCCCACCACCCGCACCACCACCACCUGGAAGCGUACAGGGGCCAGCAGUUCCCCGGCGAGGAGGUCCCCAUGAACGGCCACCACCACCACCACCAGGGGAAUCCCCAUCACCUCCACCACCACCACCACCACCACCUCCACCAUCUCCGGCUGGAGGAGCGAUUCUCGGACGACCAGCUGGUCAGCAUGACGGUUCGGGAACUCAACCGCCAGCUGCGGGGUUUCAGCAAGGAGGAGGUGAUCCGCCUGAAGCAGAAGAGAAGGACAUUGAAGAACCGGGGCUACGCGCAGAGUUGCCGCUACAAGCGGGUCCAGCAGAGGCACAUGUUGGAGAGCGAGAAGUCCCUGCUCCAGCAACAGGUGGAGCAGCUGAAACAGGAGGUGUCCAGGCUGACCAAGGAGAGGGACAUCUACAAGGACAAAUACGAGAAGGUGGCGGGCAGGAGCUACCGAGACCAGGCCGCUUCCAACCCCGGCAAGAACGGCCUCUCCUCCAGCGAGUUCUUCAUGUGAGAGGCUGCAGUUGGACCAGGGUUGGGCGAAGGAGAAGGUCCUCUAGAUGUUCCGCUCAGUGUUGUUGGGCAGGUGCAUAGACUGAACCAUCCACGUGUGGGACUCUGGUCAAUGCAACCAUCUCGGCAACUCCCUCACAAACAUGAGCAUGGACUUCCACCGGUACAAACGUGGACUUGAAGCAACGAGAGAAAUUGUCAAAGGCAAUAGUUGGGGGAGCAACGUGGACUUUCCGAACGCACCAGCCCUCAUGCGGGACAUGUAUGGCCGCUGGUUUCUCGUCGUUCCACGGUCUUGGAGCGAUGGGGGGGAUAAAACCCCCAAAGCAUGGCUCCUGGUUUAUGUUCACUUCACGUUUCCGGCAUCAUCGGCAAGCGGGAAUCGGAGUAAACACAUUCUGGAGUAAACUCUGUAAAAAGUUGCCCACGGACUUCAACAAGGUGGGGACAUCACUGGGUGGGGGAGAGAGAGAGGACUUGUGGUCUCACCUCCCCCCCCCCUUACUCUACCCACACUGCUUCCAUUUGCAGUCUCACCGAUUUUUUUAUUUUUUUUUUCAUUUUAAACAAAGACUGUUUUUAAAAAAAUUCGAAGGGGAAAAAAAAGGACUUGAAUAUUUAACUGGAUUGGAUUGUACAUAGAAUGGUUUCGCUAUCUGCCUUUAUUUCCGCCUUUUGUUGAGCCUAUAUUUUGCUUGAUCGAGUCUUAAAAUAUCUUUGUAAUGAAGAGCAUGCAGAAAAUGUAAAGAAAUGAAAAACAAAUACUGAGGUCAUUUAAUGAUGUAGAUUAAGAAAAGCCUACUGCACUAUCAGAGCCCAAUUUGUUUUUAUAAACAAGGCUUAUGUCUUUUAUUUAACGUUGUUUUUAACUUAUUAUAAUGGCUGGCCUGACGGCUGCAUCACUCUUGGUUUGGAAGGAAGUGGUUUUGUGAGAUAAUGGCUCGGGUUUUGUGUCUGGCCUUGAUUUAAUCAGACAGAUGUCACUAAUUCCCGUCAUUACUGAGCUGUGAUCUUUGUCGGGCAUCACAUCGCCCCCAACUCUGGCGUUUAAUGUCGUGGGGAGAAUUCCUUGCCCUGAAACCCACAGCCCAGUAAAUAAGAGAUGACAGAUGGACAGAUUUACAGAGGGGUUAGAUAUAAAGUGGAGAAUAAAUCAGUUAUAUAUCGGAAGCAAUGAAUUUCUGGAAUAAUUCCUGUUCUGUGUGCAAUUCUGAUUGAAAAUUCUUCCAGACCCACACACUCAAAUAUUUUCCAUCCUAAUGUCGGCCCCGUGUAGAUAAAAUCAAAUUUCGCCCUCUCCACCCACACCCGUUGUAGCUCGGGUGGGCUAGGGUUAGGGGGUCCAGAUGCCGCACAUGGACCUACCUGAGUGGUUUGGGGCUGGCUGGACGCGGACAGAACUGGGACGAAAUGUCGAAGACGGGAGAUUCAAAGUCAUUCCAAGAUAAGAGUGACCGUGAGCCAGGCAGGAACAGUCUUGUAAAUCCAGUCAUUUAUAUUACCAAGGUUCAAAGUUCCGGAGAUGAAAGGUCUCAAUGUAAAUAUGAUUUCCUUCUGCAGCGACGGCGGGGUGCGGGUUUGUUCCAUUUGUCCCCUCAUCGCUACUGCAUGUUCACUCUGGUUUUGAAUGACUCCAAAAACUGAAGUCUGUGUCAGACUCGCGAAUCCUAUGUUGGAGAUUUUGUAUUGUCAGUGUUUCCUCUCGCUUGCAACAAACUCGGGAAGUAACGAGCUGAAUCACAGAGCGAUCUGUACAUGUUUAUUCUCGAAUUAAAAAACACUUUUCUUAAA
Molecule: messenger RNA, 2743 nt
Organism: Amblyraja radiata (thorny skate)
Lineage: Eukaryota; Metazoa; Chordata; Chondrichthyes; Rajiformes; Rajidae
Gene: mafaa
Product: MAF bZIP transcription factor Aa
Exons: 1
Coding region: 78-953 (291 amino acids)
Biological process (GO): regulation of transcription by RNA polymerase II
Cellular component (GO): nucleus
Molecular function (GO): RNA polymerase II cis-regulatory region sequence-specific DNA binding; DNA-binding transcription factor activity, RNA polymerase II-specific
Source: RefSeq, a predicted model, not a curated record